Molecule: messenger RNA, 1308 nt
Organism: Acytostelium subglobosum LB1
Lineage: Eukaryota; Evosea; Eumycetozoa; Acytosteliales; Acytosteliaceae
Exons: 2
Coding region: 1-1308 (435 amino acids)
Biological process (GO): ubiquinone biosynthetic process
Cellular component (GO): mitochondrial inner membrane
Molecular function (GO): prenyltransferase activity
Source: RefSeq, a predicted model, not a curated record
AUGUUGAGCAAAGCAUGCUUCAAUACUACUAGUUGGAUUGCAAGAGGUGGUAUUAGACUGGUCUCUACCACUGCCUCCUCCUCAAUCAAAGGUGUAGUGCCACAUCUAGCGUUUGGUAGUUAUCACUUCACCACCACUACAACAACAACAACAACAGUGUUAGCACGUGCUUCCACACAUAACAAACACAUCAACAACAGCAGCAGCAAUCAUUGUGGAAGCUUCAAUACAUUAUAUUACAUCGAUCUUUCUAGAGCCAAGAAUAGCAGGAGGUCAUUGUCAACUGUCUCACCUUCAAGUCCUUUGUUGAAGAGUGUAGGAUCAGGUCAGAUCGAUGUAGCACCGCAACAGCACCCGGUGGACAACGACCAACCUGACAAGAGUGUUGAGAAUCAGCAGCCAACAUGGGUCGACAAAUGUCCGCAAUCAAUACAGCCAUAUCUACGUCUGUCACGACUGGACAAGCCUAUUGGCACUCUAUUGCUGCUCUAUCCAUGUUGGUUCAGCACUGCAUUUGCCGCUGCGCCAGGCACACUUCCCGACAUCAAGCUGAUGGUGAUGUUUGCCACUGGUGCCAUACUAAUGCGCUCCGCUGGCUGUGUCAUCAAUGACAUGGCCGACUACAAGUUUGAUCGAAUGGUUGAGCGAACACGCUCUCGACCCCUAGCAUCAAUGAAGCUCACACACAAGAAGGCACUGGCACUGUUGGCCUUCCAACUCGGAGUAUCAUUCUGUGUUCUCCUCACCUUUAACCCAUACACUAUACUACUGUCACUGGCAUCAGUACCUAUCGUCAUUGUAUAUCCAUUCAUGAAGCGCUUUACAUACUAUCCCCAACUUGUGCUUGGCUUUGCAUUCAAUUGGGGCGCACUGGUGGGCUAUUCGGCAGUCCAGGGCUACUGCGACUGGAGCAUAUGUCUGCCACUGUACGUGGCCGGUAUAGCCUGGACAUUGGUCUACGACACAAUCUAUGCACACAUGGAUAAGAAGGACGACGUCAAGAUCGGCGUCAAGUCAACUGCACAGGCAUUUGGCGAGAAUAGCCGUGUUAUACUUUCAGCGUUCUCUGCACUGACCAUUGGCGCACUCAAUAUGGCAGGAAUGGCAGCAUCAAUGCCAUGGAUCUAUUAUGUUGGCACAACUAUUGGAGCACUUCACUUGGCAUGGCAGAUGAAGACAGUGGACUUCCAUGACCCACGAUCAUGUCUUCGCAUGUUUAUCUCCAAUCGAACAUUUGCCCUAAUCAUUCUCCUAACCAUCAUCAUAUCAAGAUACUUCAUGGAUGUUGUCACAGUCACUUUGGAUUGA